Molecule: messenger RNA, 1216 nt
Organism: Lolium rigidum
Lineage: Eukaryota; Viridiplantae; Streptophyta; Magnoliopsida; Poales; Poaceae
Product: cysteine-rich receptor-like protein kinase 43
Exons: 4
Coding region: 261-1106 (281 amino acids)
Biological process (GO): protein phosphorylation
Molecular function (GO): ATP binding; protein kinase activity
Source: RefSeq, a predicted model, not a curated record
GCAAGCUCCUCGUCUUCCCCACGUCAUGCAUGAAUCUUGACCCUUCCUCCCAGCUCCCUUCACCUGGAUGAUCUCUGGUCGUGCAGGGCGUGUUGGAGAGCGGGCAGGAGAUCGCGGUGAAGAAGCUGUCUCUGGAGUCGCGGCAGGGGGCGCGGGAGUUCCUUAACGAGGUGCGGCUGCUGCUCAAGGUGCAGCACCGCAACCUCGUCUCCCUCCUCGGCUGCUGCGCCUCCUCCUCCGCCGCCGGGGCCGGACACAAGAUGCUCGUCUACCCAUACUUCCCCAACGGCAGCCUCGACCACUUCCUAUUCGACAGGGAGAAGAGGGUGCAGCUAGAUUGGCCAAAACGGUACCAGAUAAUCCUCGGGCUAGCAAAGGGCCUCCUCUACCUCCAUGAAGAAUCCCCGGUGAAGAUCAUCCACAGGGACAUCAAGGCCAGCAACGUGCUCCUCGAUGACAAGCUGAACCCGAAGAUCUCAGACUUCGGCAUGGCGAGGCUCUUCCUGGAAGACGCCACGCACGUGAACACCUUCAGGAUAUCUGGCACAUACGGUUACAUGGCUCCAGAGUACGCGAUGAACGGGUACCUGUCGACGAAGACAGACGUUUUCAGUUUCGGGAUGCUUGUGCUGGAGAUAGUCAGCGGGAGGAAGAACAUCGACCGGCAUCUUGAUGCUGAAAAAGUCGACCUAUUGAAUUAUACAUGGAAGCUCUUCCAGGAGGGCCGGUCAGUGGAGAUCAUGGACCCUGACCUCUCCGGCGCCUGGGACGCCGACGAGGCGGCGCUGUGCGUGCAGCUCGGCCUGCUGUGCUGCCAGGCCCUCGUGUCGGACAGACCAGACAUGUAUAGCGUGCACCUCAUGCUGUCCAGCGACUCCUUCACGCUGCCUAAGCCCGGGAAGCCGGCCAUCCACGGCCGGGUCGGCCGCUGGAUGAGCACCAUGGCAUCGGCGGCGGCGUCCGCGUCCGUCUCUGGCUCCGGCACCAACACCAACACCACGUUCGCUACCGACACCACCAAGGCCUCGACGUUGGAGUUGGAAAAUAUUGCCGAGGACCACUCCAGGAACUCCAUUUCGGUAUCAUUCACGACGGAAGGCCGGUGAAAAUAAGACAAGGAAUCAUCAAAUGCGAUGACCGUGCAAAAAGAGACACAUAGGUUGAGUGUAGACGUGUAGUUAGUCUGGUGUACAGAUAAAUCAUUUAUGUUUCUUUA